CCUGAGACCGCGUUUCAGUGUCCAAGCAACGAAUGAACUCGUGAAUAUCGCGUAAAGUUAAGCGCUUCAGGAAGUCCACGAACGUGUUCGUGGACCUAAUUAAUAUUCAUGAAGACCGACGUCCAGGCAACGCGGCGACGCGCUCCGGUGACCCGCUCACACAAUGUCACGCGACUUAAUUACACACACGUCGCUGUAAAAAAUAAAUUAAUAAUUAAUCAGCAUGUAUGAUCGCGCUCCCAGGUUCACGCAUUUGACAUUAAGCGGCACCACGUCUGAAAUCGGACCAGGGUCGUAUAACAUCAGCGGCUCUUUGAGCGGUAAAAAGGAUGCGUAUGCCCCUUUCCUCUCUCUGUCCAGUAGAGAGUCUGGGUUCCUGGGGUCAGGCGGCGGUCUUCUCGCUCCUGGACCAGGACAGUACAACAGUAACAUUACCAAAAAUCAUAUUUUGGGAGGAAAGAGUCUUCAGAAUCGCUCCAAGCGUUUUGAGGACGUGGUGUCAGAUGUGCCGGGCCCCGGAGCGUACGAUGUUAGGAAGGACGUUUCUCCUGAGAGCAAAAGAACAAGCUGUCCAGAGAAGUGCCCGAAGGCCGUCUCUAAAGCGGGGAGGUCGCUGCUGAAUCCCGAUGCGCCGUCCAUCCCGUCUCCUGGACAGGCGUUUGGAUAUGAAGAGGAUGCUCAAGGCGUCCUGCACCGACACAAACCCCCCACCAGAGACCAGACCCUCGGCCCGGCCUUCUACAGGCCCGUACCGGAGGAUCUGUCGUCCUCUCAGAAGUAUAAAGGCAUGCAUUUCGGGAAGACGUCUGGGCGGAGAGAGCAGUUAACGGGUGAAGACGGACCUGGACCUGGACAUUAUGAUCUGCAAGAGGAUCACAGUGUCCACUAUGAGAAUGUGAAUCUCAGGCGAGAGCAAAGAAGCCGCUCAGAGCUGGUCAUCCCUCGAUAUCACGAGCUGGUGCCUCUACAGGAGGAGAAGAAGGGUGUUCCAGGACCAGGGAAAUACUACAUAAAGAGUCAGUUUGAGACGCCCGGUAACCCACGCGCUCUUGCGAUGAGUCCACCCUUCCUGUCUCAAGCUCAGCGGUUCAGUCCGGUGAAGAAUGAGACGCCCCCCGUAGGUGCGUACAAUGACCCUCGCUGCGCUCUGGAGAUCCUGAAGAAAGGCCGAGGGGUGAAGCAGAAUCCUUUUGGCCUGACAGCUGUACGCUUCCUGCCGGAAAACAGUUCAAAAGCUACGCCAGGUCCCGGAGCUUAUAAUGUGUUUGAGUAUGGCCUGGCUUAUGAGAGCUUGAAGAAAGCCUGUCUGGAGAGCACGAGGAAGGGUGCCUUUGGCUCUAUUUCACCACGCCGGCUUUUCCUCCCCAGCAAAGAGGAAAUGAGCCGCCCGGGGCCGACUCAGUACAAGGUGGAGAAAACAACUGAAGCGUUAUAUAAGAAACAGAGUACAGCUGCUUUUAAAUCUGCCACUGACAGACUUGUGGGUUCACUGUUUGCCAAAGAUACACCUCCGCCAGGCUCAUAUAACGUGAGCGAAUCAUUUGAGAAGAUGCACGGUCUCCAUCACUACAACGAGCCACGGAACGAGAAAGCCCGCAAACGACAGAGCUGCUUCCUGUCUGCCGCCCCCAGAGACGCCGGCUUCCUCCACUACGACCCUGAAAGCCCAGGUCCAGCUCAUUAUAGUCCAGAUGUUAAAUCAGGCUCAAAACUUGCGCUGAUUGUCUCAAAAGAAGAUCGCUUCAAAAGUCCGAAAGACAAGACCCCUGGACCCGGAUCAUAUGAGUUGAGCCCGGUUCAGAAAGGCACCUUCAACGUGACGCUUCCUGAUCCUUUGGUGUCCAGCAUGAGAUCUUCAUCUUCACGCCGGCCUUCGAGGAAACCCUCCGCUCACAGCAGUGCCUAACUCAAAGGUCAAAGGUCACACACUUCUAAAAAGACCUCGGCUAAGCCUCUCCUAUUAAACACAUGCUUCCCAGGAGUUCCUGUCUCACACACACACACACACACACACACACAAACCUCUUUAUGGGUGAUAUAUUUCCCCAGUGCUCACGGAGAAUAAAUCAGGAUUCUUUAAUGGGUUUGAUGUUUCAGGGUUUUUGUGCGUCAUAAAUUCUCAGCCCUGCCCACAAUAACACAGCGCUAAUGUAGAGAGACCUCGACAUGCACACACACAACAUCUUGAUAUCGUUAUACACACCCUUUUAAUCUAAUUAAGCAUUUACACACUCUCAUUAUUCAGCAGAGAGAGGGAGGUCGAAGGAGGAAGGGCGAGAGACGAACGCACGAAAGAAAGAGAGGUUUUAGCUCUUUAUUGAACUGACUUGUUUUACAUUCGCAGGCUAAUUGAAUCAGAUAAAUCACUGUGGCGGCUCUCGCCCUGCGCCCCGUGUUUGUCUCGCUGAGUUUACGAAUGUUAAAGUCGAUGCGGAAUCAAAAUUGGACCCAUUUGCUUUCUUAAUGCGCGAUCCCGGCGAACAAUUCAUCGGUGCGCGUUACUCUAAAUAACAAAAUAAUCUUUCUUCAGAAAACUUUUAGGUUAGCGUCACCUUAGCCGUCGGAUACCGUUAAUCAGUACGGUGCGACAGGCUUGUUCUGGAAGUUAACAUCCCAUUCGUUUUCUCCAUAAGGGAAUUGAUUUUUAAUGAUAACUUAUAAACCAUUAAAGGGAGACCUGCUGCAAGGUCGAUAUGCCUUCAUUAAAGUCAUCGUUAUGCAUUAUUUUAACUUACUUUUUUAAUAAUUGCGGUUAGCGAUGGAAUUACUGGUUAAAAAACGACACUACUCUACUCAUGAUUAUAUGCCAAUCUUCAACAAUAAGUGAACAAAUUGCAGCAAAAUGACUCUUUAGUGUCCAUCCACCAUAUACGUAAUUAACAUCUUUUAAUCAAUUGGUUUUAUUUAAGUAGCAAUGCUUCCGAAAAAGUUAAAUGAAAGUCUCAUUCCUUUGUCUUUUUGUCCAAUCUUCCAAAUCUUGAUUUUAUCAUUUUUUUCUCUCUCUCUCUCUCUCUUAUGAUAGAAUACAUAAAUUAAGAAAAAAGCUAAAAAUUAUUAAAUGAAUAUUUACUGAUCCACUAGUUUCGUAGAAGGGAUUUUCAGCUGAGAUUUUGGAUCAAAUUACAGAAAGGAGAAAAUGACUUUCAGAAAGAUGGCAUUAUUAUUUUACUUUUACCCAGAGAUCGGUCUGGUUUGCGUGCCUGUGUAUCGAGAAACGUUGAAGAUAUAUAGUUUAAUAUCGAUUCUAGUUCUUGACAAACGUUUAAUUUGGUGUCUCCAAUUUUUCCAGCAUGGUUCGGUCUCAGAGAUGCUGGUUUCUCAAUGUGGAUCUGUAUCCAAAUAGUUGAAUUUGACCUAUUUUUUCAGUGGCUGAAAACCAAAUGCGGUCCCUUUGCAUGAAUCUAAUACUUGCUGAGUUUAAAGAAGAGCAAUCAAAGAGGAAAUACUAGAAAUACCCUCAUUUAUUAACGCAAAAGACAAAAUAAUGACAAUAUCCUGAAUAUUUGAGAGUUCAAACGUAAUUACUGUAGGGUUUAUGUUUGGCAUCUAUUUAUAAUAGCAUAUAAUUCACUGGUGCUCUGAUGUGAAACACCCACUAUUGUGACCCCAUCUUAUCUAUCUGUCUUUAAGUAAACACUGGACUCUUAACAGUUCACCAUGGCAGCUAAAAAAAAAACGCUUUUGUUCAACGAGCAACAGGACUUUUUACUGCGUUGAACUCAAUUCGAGCUCUCUGUAAGCAUAUGUUAAUGAUUAUGAGUGGGAGAACGUGUGAUAGUUUGUUCUCGGUGGACUUAUAGAAAUAGAGCUGAAGACUUUUAAAAGUAAACACCAUAUUGCGAGAUGUGUUAAUUGGGGAGUUAAUUGUCGUUAAGAUGUCUUAAUUAGUCAUUAAGCCAAGCUGUUUCUCCUGCUGAGGUCUGGUUGGCCAUGUGCCCACGACUCUCCAACCACAACUUCUGCUUCUCCAUUAUUGUCUUAAUGUUGAAGAACUUCAGUCGCUCUCACAAACACACCCUGAGGAACAUCUGAUGGCUCACAUGCUGUUCUUUCAUAAUCAUUCUAAAAACGUGAAUUAUGUUCUUGAUGGUUUACAUAAAAUAAUAUAUAGAAUUAUUUUCGCAUCAUAUACACACUUUGCAACAAUUGCUGUGAAGUGUUGCUGUUUUAUAGGAAACUCUGCUAACAGAUGCAGCGAGAUAAAAAAGGCUUUUUAAAUGUGCUUUUUAUUUUAUUUUUUAUUUUUUGUUCUCAUUUGUUUCAGUAAUUUUGGAAUGUGGCUUUCACUUCAGUUUUGCCAGGGCAACACGCAUUUUUUAAGUUUAGAUUUUUCAUCUCAUAUUGAUAUUUUAGUUUAGUUUUCAUUUAUAAUACAACAAGAGAAACUCUUGUAAUAGUGUGAUGAAAUGAGCGUGAAUGAAAGCUCAGAUCCUUCGGAACUGAAAAAAUGAUUUUAAAAUUAGAAUGUUUGAGUUGUGUAGUCUUAGGAGAAAUAUCUUGGGAGCAGGAGAAGUUUCUAACAAAAGUUUCUAACAUGCCUAGUAAGAGAUUGAUUAGCUGCUUCAGGUGUGUUUAAUUAGGGUCGGAGAUAACCUUAAGUGUUAACAAAUGCAAAACCAACAUCAAAAGGCAUUUCCUGAUGCAACCGUGUCAUUUCAAUUUCCUUUUACUCAGAUUGGAUCCAUUUUGUCGAAUCGUAGUCACGCGGGAUUCGAACCUGAGCUUUCCAUAAACUAAAUACAACGGCGUAUAACACGAACUACCGAGUAAACCUACCAUCAAUGAACGCUCAUAGAUGUGAUGCAGGAUAUGUGUGAUGUUCAGUGUUCAAAAGCAUCAGUUUUUAGAUCUCCCAGAAUAUUAAUACCUAACAUAAUCCAUUCUGGAUUAGCCAUCAAAAUGUUUUUUGACAAUUAAUAAUUUCAACUUCUAUGAGAAUAGGCUACCCGCAGGAUCCUAUACUUGCCGGGGCGGCUUCUUCAUGAUUACAGUGCCAUGCUCAGAUUUCAGUUUCGAACACUGGCUGGUUAUCUACUUCCUCAAAUAUCGAUUUUAUAUCAUUUUAACCAAAAGAAACCCGUUACUGCGGCUUUAAGGUAUAGGUAACCCUAAAACCUAAACAUCCUCCAGUUGUUGCGAACGUGCGCGAUUUUCUUCAGGUAAAGCCAACCACUGACUUUCAUAGAGCCAUCGGCUACCGUCAACUGUUUGGCUACCAGCCUUCUACAGCUUUUGUGUCAGAAACUCAGAACGACGCGAGGGAGGGCAAAUGACAGAAUUUACAUUUCUAGGUGUACCGUCCCUUUAAGUUUUGGCUUUUCCUCAGUGAGCAGUGGUAGCAAGCGAGCAGCAUUAAACGCACGCACUCAGACAGUCAUAAGCGAGCACAUGUCAAAUGGUGAGCGGAGGGAGGGCCGUGGGGUGUGCAUGGGCCGGGGCCCGUGUUAUCAGCCCCUCACACUCCCUCCUACUCCAGCAGGGGGUAUAAUGAUCCUCACGCACGUAUAAUCAUGAGACUCCAGUAAGCAUGCUUAAAUACAGCCUCCGCUAUCAUCACAGAGAGCAGGUAUAGCAGACAGAGAGAGAGAGACCUGUAGGGUCAGCGGUCCUGUGAUUAGACUUUUAUCUCCUCGCUCAUCGUUUCUGGGAGAGAACGGCCCCGAUCUGAAGUUUAAUUGAGUUGAAUGUUGUUAUCGGAGUCGGGCUGCAGUAUUGCUCUCUCUUUCUCUGUCUGUGUCUCAGAGGGAGAUGUUUUUUCCCCUCUCUCUCCCUCUUUCUCCAGGCAGGAGGCUGCUUUAUAUGGAAAUAGGCUGCGGAACGACGGAGUUCAUACGGAGAAGAAAGCUCAAAGUACUGCGAAUGUCACACUCAUUUCUGCUCAAGCUCUUUUCGCAUUUUUUUUUUUCCCAUGCUCGCCUCGCAGUUUCUAAAUAAUGCACUUAAUGUUUGCUGUUCUGUUUGGUGUCUUUGAAGGAAAGAACAAAACACAUGCAAUGAGACACUGGUUGUGUGCGGAAGGGAAUUCUAGAAUGCUGUUAACUGCGUACUGACUGCUUUUAUUAAAACGGCAGCCUGAAACAGAAUGCAGUAUGCAACAAGAAAUGGUAUAAAACACACACACACACACAUUGCAUGUGAAAUCUGAAGCGUUGUGUGAAAGGAGUUCGUUUAAAGUGUACAAUACGCCAAAGUCCAGUUUUGUGCAUCUACACCACAAGUUUCAGUUUUUAUUUGCUGUACUUAUUUAUGUGCACGUUCAUGAGAUUGGAUAGUCUUACUAGAAAGAAAAAAAAAAGCCUUUGGGACUAUUUAGUUAGAAAUAAAAUUUUUUGCUGUGGAAUCCAAAAAUCACACUAAUUACGUUUUUUUUGUGUUUUUCUUUAAGUGAAAAUUUAUGUAUUAAAUAUAUAUCAAAAUAUAUACAGGGCCAAUGUACAUAGUUUUUUUUUUUUUUUGUAGAUCGGGCUCUCGUGACUCAUACACACUCAGCGAACUGCAAUGAAAAAAGGUCAGGUUUUUAUUUAUUCGAUUUUUUAAUUCAGUGGCAGAAACAGCGAUUUUUCAUAUUCGAACUUUGUAUGAAAACAAAGUGCCGCAGUGACGAUUCAUUUUUUGUAGGCCAAUGCAGAACCUGGUUCCCUUGACAGAAAGCCCGUAAUGUUCUUCCUUUUGCUUUUGUUUUACUGCAGAAAAGAAGUUCUGUGACCAUAAAAAUAAGUUUUGUUCAUCAAGAUAAGAAACACAGAUUAUGAAUUUUGACGCAUAAAAACAAUUGCCAAAAGUGCAAAGCUAAAGCCCAUAUGAAGUUGUAGAUUCAUGAGUUUAAUGUCUCUGACAAGCUCAGUCAGUCGCUUUUAGACGCUUGGUAGCAUUCUUCAAGACAUAAAAACUUAAAAAUCACAAGGGGGUAUUACUGGUGUAUUUAAAGUCAUAAAAUAAAAUGCAAAAUAUAUUGAGCUUUUGGUAAACGCGGAUCUUAUUUCAGGAAUUUAACCAAAAUCCUAUUUAAAAAGCCCAUUGACUUCAGGACAAUGCAAACUCGUUUCUGGGGUUUAGGGCUUAUUCCUGCAGCUCUCUUUAUCCUAUAACCUCUGUCAAAUCAUGUAACGAGUAAGGAUGGUGUUGUAAUGACAUGUAAGCAAGUAGUAUUACUUUUUUCGCACUCGUGAAGUCUGAGUUGGGUGCGUUGCAUUUUGGGAUACCAUACAGAGUAUACAGCGCAUUUUGAUAGAUAUAAGCCAUGCAUGUUUUAAAUGGGUGCCAGAUGUACGUUAUACGAAUAUUUCAAGACAAAACAAAGUUGCGUGAUGUUAAUAGAAAUGUGAAGCAUUUCGUUUUGUAAAAUUCUAUACCUAAAAGUAACUUUGUGCAUCAACAAACUGCAUUUCAAUCCUAGAAUGAGCUGAACGCGCUGUAGAUGAGAUAUGUUUUUUUUUACACGGAAAGGGGUUGUUUGAUCACAUAAAAAAAUGUGGAUUUUGUGAAAUGCACGACCCUUGCAUUACUAUUAUAAAGUGCAUGUUGUAUUUCCAUUGAUGAAAUGUCACCCUUGCGUUACAUAAUAAAAAAAAAUAGUCUUGCCACUUCAUAUUUUUGCAUUGCAAUUGCGAAAAAACGGCAUGAAUACUAUGUUAGACAAACCAAAUUUGUGACGUACAAACCUGUGAACAUACCCUGUUUAAGACAGAUGACGGUGUGCGUGUGUGACAGAGAGUUGUCCAAGCGUGAGCAGUGAUAAUGACCCCGACACAGGACACGUUGCCAGAUCUUCCCCUCUAACACACAGCACAGGGCCAAGGUCCAUGUGUCAGCCAGCUGGCUCGUCCCUCCUGGCCUGUGGUCCGACAACUCUGGAGAACAGCGCCGACACCGCGUGAAAACUGACUCACACUCAACCUGCUUAUGUCACCAGUAUCACGAAACAUGGGUGCAUCGCUCCCGUCUGCUCUGUCACUCACGCACUCCAGUCAUAAAAAUGGUAUUAAUAGUAUAUCCUGGAAUGUCACACAUAUUUGGAUGAACAAUUCAAUCAAAAUGCAAUAUGAACUAGUGUUUGUGAGUAAUAAAGCAGAGAUAUACUAUCUAUGCUAAAUAAUCUGUGUGUGAAUGAGCAAAGAGGUAUACUAAAGGUCUUCGAGUUAAACCAAACUUUUAUUUUGGUGGGUUGUUGUGAAGAAGUUAUAACAG
This is a messenger RNA of Puntigrus tetrazona (Sumatra barb), 8187 nucleotides long. RefSeq names its product sperm-tail PG-rich repeat containing 2 (gene stpg2). The transcript is spliced from 14 exons. NCBI's taxonomy places the organism in Eukaryota, Metazoa, Chordata, Actinopteri, Cypriniformes, Cyprinidae. Bases 224 to 1906 code for a protein of 560 amino acids. The record is from RefSeq and is a predicted model, not a curated record.